GGCAACUCGGCACUCCGGUCAGCGAGUCGAACCAUUCGAAGUAGAUGCCUAGACUUCGAUCGGGGGGAAAGAAUCGCCGUUCGACGAAGUACAGCUGGUUGUAAUAACGGAGCAGUAACGCGAUGCCAGCCGCGUCUCUGGUCGGUGUUCUCGUCGCCUGAAAACAUAUUCCUCUUUCUUUGUAUAUACUCGUUUCGUAUACAACCACCAGGCGAUGACAACGUCUCGUUUUCUCACCUGUCGAGUUUCCAUGAGAUCCGCGAUAGCUUCUUCGUAGUUUCCUCCAUCCUCGCUGUAGUGCUCGAGAAUAAAGUCCUACAAGAAACGGUAAGGGAACACGAGUUAUCGUUUCGUACAAGGAAGGUUACAUCGAUAACGCGCUGCUAAGCGACCAUUUAGCGGCAGCAAACGUCACGGUAAAAGGCAACAUGACGAGGAUCACGCUCGAGCUGAUACGAAAACGCUCGGAGCACAACGAAGGAGAGAUAUCCACGUUGGAGGAGAUAGCUUUGCAUCAAGAGAAUAUCGAGAAAAUCGAACUGAUCGAUAAAACGUGCAGACAUUUAAAGAUUCUGCUGCUGCAGAACAAUCUCGUGUCGAGGAUCGAGAAUCUGAGCAGGUUGAAGGAGUUGGAGUAUCUGAAUCUAGCGUUGAAUAAUAUAGAAGCGAUCGAGAAUUUGGAGGGAUUGGAGAGUCUGAAGAAGCUGGAUUUGACCGUGAAUUUCAUCGGCGAUCUGCGAGGGAUCAAGAGAUUAAGGUGCAACGAACGAUUGGAACAGCUGUUUCUGAUGGGAAAUCCGUGCGCUGAUUACGAUGGUUACAGAGAAUACGCAAUCGCGGCACUGUCGCAGCUGAAGGAAUUGGACGGAGUACCCAUCGAACGAUCCGAACGCAUCAAAGCGUUGCAAGUUUACGCUCGUCUCGAAGGAGAGAUCGCGGAGAGCUACGCGAGAUACGAAAAAGCGAGGAGAGCGGAAAUACUCGGUUAUCACGAGAGGAUCGCUUCGCUGCCGGAACUGAAAGAAAAGGAAGAAGAAGAAGACGACGACGACGAAAGAUUCUGGAAACGAGCCAGUCGUCACACGCCGGAAGAACGCGUCGCAAUCGCCGAACGAUUAUCCAGGAAAGAGGAAUUGAAAAAUCGAGAGAGGAAUCGAGAGGAGCCGCGGAUUAGUAACGAGGCGAAGUUAUUCAGCCCCGAUGGCAAGCCGUACAAUACUAAUCAGCCAAAAGUGUCGUUCAAGCUGAACGAUGAACAGUACGAGGAUCGUGUUGUGCUGGAGGUUGCCGUGUACAAGUACUUGGACACUUGCCACCUCGACGUGGACGUCCAACCCGAUUACGUGCGCGUGACGAUCAAGGGAAAGGUGCUGCAGCUGACUCUCCCUUGCGAGGUGUCGGUGGACGACAGCACGGCCAAGAGAAACACGACGAACGGUACAUUGGUGGUGACGAUGCCGCGAUUAAAGCCGGUACCGAUCAUCGGCAAUAUACGCAAGAAAAACGAGGAACAUUCUCGUACGUUGGAACCGCGACGACCGACGACGACGACGAUGCGAGAGUAUCUAGAGAUCGGUCCAGCUUCGGACGAUCUAGAUUUUUCAAGAAUCUUUAUAAAAUCGAAGAAACCAAUCGUCGAUCGUAGAAGAGAAGAGGAACACGAGGAGAAGUUGUUCGAAGAUUCAUCAGAGGUGCCUCCAUUAGAAUGAGAAAAUCCAGGGAAUCGAAAGGCUUCGUCAUCGCGUUCAAAGCGGUGCUCACCUUGAAUGGGUCCCGGAAGUCGAUGUCUUUGGUCUCCUUCAGUCCCAACGGUAUCAUCGGCAUCGCCGGUUCAUCGCUAACAAGACACAUGCACGUAUGAUUAAGAAGACGAAAUGAAAAGAUUCUUAAGAGGAUCUUACCAACCUGUCGA
Messenger RNA from Osmia lignaria (orchard mason bee), 1912 nucleotides. NCBI's taxonomy places the organism in Eukaryota, Metazoa, Arthropoda, Insecta, Hymenoptera, Megachilidae. The record is from RefSeq and is a predicted model, not a curated record.